Molecule: messenger RNA, 1251 nt
Organism: Hyaloscypha bicolor E
Lineage: Eukaryota; Fungi; Ascomycota; Leotiomycetes; Helotiales; Hyaloscyphaceae
Product: S-adenosyl-L-methionine-dependent methyltransferase
Exons: 3
Coding region: 1-1251 (416 amino acids)
Molecular function (GO): O-methyltransferase activity
Source: RefSeq, a predicted model, not a curated record
AUGUCGAUGAAUUUGCGCGAGUAUGCUGCCCAUGUCUUCGCGCAUGCUGAAAAACUGCAGUCGUUUCUGGACAGUCACGGCGAAAAGCUUGGAUUUGAAGCCGAUGCUCGCCCCUCUAGACACUUUCCUCAGGAGCUCCAAGAAUCUCGAGUUGCCUUGAUGUCGGCAUGUCAGACCAUGUAUGAUCUCGUGGAAGGCGCCGAAUCUACGAUGCUCUGGUCACCACUCGCCGCAAUUCAUGAUGUUGGGGCUUACAAGCUUCUCUAUCAUUAUCGACUCUGGGAGCUGGUACCUGAACAUGGAACAAUCUCUUACGAAGCCAUGGCCAAUCCAUUAAAGUUAGAAGUCAAACGUCUGACAACCUACGUCCGACACCUCAUCACCAGACGCAUUUUUCUCGAACCAGAGCCCAACAGAGUUGGACAUUCGGCGGCAUCGCUCUUCCUUGCACGCAAUGAAGGUUCACAAUGCUGGCUUGGUGCUUGUACCGAUGACAUGCCAGAAGCUAUACAGGCAUUGCCAGAGACAUAUGAUAUCCACGGGCUCGUCCUAGACACAAAACUUAGCCCUUUCAACAUCGCUCGGAAAGAUAAUUCUAUGGGUGCCAUGGCACUUGUCCUAAGUGACAAGCAACGUGGACCUCGUUAUUCUAAAGGGCUUGGAUGGGUAGCAACGACAGAAUCUUGUUCCAGUGAAAUCAUUUUGGAUUCUUAUCCUUGGGAGCAAUUCGGGCUCGUUGUUGAUGUGGGAGGUGGCGAUGGAAAUUUCAGCUUCAGCCUAGCCAGAAGAUAUCCCAAAAUGCGCUGCAUCAUUCAAGACAUCGCUGCUCAAGCUUCGUACUUCAAGGCUCCCGCGGAUAUCGCCCAUCAACUAGAGUAUCAGGUGCAUGACAUCUUCACGCCACAAAAGGUGCAAGCGGAUCUUUAUGUUUUCAGAAUCGUCUUGCAUGUCUUCAGCGACGACGAGCAAGCCGCCGCUCUUUUGAGAAAUGUCCUUCCGGCGAUGAAAGAAACAUCGCGAAUUGUGCUGGUGGAUAUGGUGCUGGAUCCUAAUUACCCAAUUGCCUGGGCUCACAAACAAGCGGUGUGCAACUCUCAAAUGACCGACUUGGUUGGGAAAGACCGAACGGCUGAAGACUGGGCUGAAGUAGUCCGGUUGGCUAGCCCAGACCUCGAGCUUGGAAGGAUUUUCUCAGCCGCUGGCAGAACCUGGUCUACCAUUGAAAUUGUUCGUAAGGGAACACAGUUGUGA